Messenger RNA from Felis catus (domestic cat), 4237 nucleotides. It is a transcript of the gene ZFP41, whose product is annotated as ZFP41 zinc finger protein. Gene Ontology annotation, molecular function: DNA-binding transcription factor activity, RNA polymerase II-specific; RNA polymerase II cis-regulatory region sequence-specific DNA binding. Gene Ontology annotation, biological process: regulation of transcription by RNA polymerase II. NCBI's taxonomy places the organism in Eukaryota, Metazoa, Chordata, Mammalia, Carnivora, Felidae. The transcript is spliced from 6 exons. The coding region runs from base 1097 to 1693 and encodes 198 amino acids. The record is from RefSeq and is a predicted model, not a curated record.
GUGAGCGGGGCUUCCGGGGGCCCCGGCUGCGGUGGCUCCCCAACGCUUUGUGGCACAAGGGGCCUGGCCCAGAGAGUAAAAGAGCUGCCCCGACGUUGCGCGGCGGGCACCGGCCCUUGGGCCCGGCGCCCCUGCUCCGGCCAGGUGGAUUGAGUGGUCUGUGCGGCUGCAGCGGGCACUCGUGUCCACAGGCCUGUGAAGUGAGGGGCCAGAACCUCUGGUCUACCCCGUUUUUCACUAUUUAAUAACUUGGCGUGCUGUGCACUUAGAGAAGUGGGUAAAUACCGUUGCUGCCUUCAAGCACCUGCCAGCUCGACUGAGGCAGACAAGUCGAUUAUCUAGAAUGUUUCCUGGGCACCGGCAUGUGCUGGCUCCUGCCCAGUAACCAGGGAUUCGGGGGUGAAAAAGCUAUGACCCUUGCCCGCAAGUAGCCACAUCUCAGGGCAGCUGCUGCCCCGGUGGCAGUCCUGGUAGGAGACCGGAGCACAGAGAAACCCCAUGUAGGCCCUCCGCUGGGUGGGUCUUCAUUUCAUGUUGGUUCUUGGUUUCCUUCGGGUUCCCACUGAAGCCAGACUCCAGCCUCCUUGCCUGGUGCGGCGAUCCUCCGCCCUCGGUCCUCUGCCCUCCGUCCACCUGCCCUCUCCAGCAGGGGUCCCCUCUUACUUCUACAUGCUCCCCUCAGCCCAGAUGAGCUGCCUUUACCUGCGAUUCAGGCUCCCACCUGAUGCUCAGAACAGCCUCCCAGAAGCUGCCUCCAGUAGAGCCUUUGGGGCCACAUAGGCCUGAAUCCCAAUCAAGUCCCGACACUGAGGCAGGAAGCGCUGGGUAUGGCUGAGGAGUCUGAAGAAAGCUGGACAUGAGGACGGGAGUGAGGAGAGGGCCGAGGGAUGGGCCCGGUCAGGCGCGUGUAGGGCUUGGGUUGGUGGAGUCUCUCUCUGGUGCAGACGUUCCGUUCCAGAGCCUUCGGUACAAGCUCGGACAGAUGAGAAGCUGUGUGUAAAGAAGGAGCAUUCUGCAGAAGUGGAGAAUCCGGCCCGGCCUUCCCCAGUGGCCCUUCCCGGCUUCCCGUGGCCCCUCCUCCUGGGAACAAAGGACGAUGGAAAAGCCCGUGGGUGGAAGGAAGGCCCAGACCCCAGAGGAGGAAGUGCAUUCACUGAAGGACACACCCAAAGGAGAGAAAGCAUCGUCUGGGGAGGAAAGGCCAAGCAAGAGGUCCACGUUGGCAAAAAAGCACGGCGAGGAACCCAGCCCGAGUCCUGAGGAUGAGGAACAUUUGUUUGAUGCCUUCGAUGCUUCGUUUAAAGAUGACUUCGAGGGGGUUCCCAUGUUCAUUCCUUUUCAGAGAAAGAAGCCCUAUGGGUGCAGCGAGUGUGGACGCAUCUUUAAGCAUAAGACAGACCACCUCCGCCACCAGCGGGUUCACACUGGAGAGAAGCCCUUCAAAUGUGAUCGGUGUGGGAAGCUGUUCAGGCACAGCUCUGACGUCACCAAGCACCAGAGAAUCCACACCGGAGAGAAGCCCUUUAAAUGCAGUGAAUGUGGGAAGGCCUUUAACUGCAGUUCGAAUCUCCUAAAACAUCAGAAAACGCACACUGGGGAGAAGCCGUACGAAUGCAAGGAAUGUGGGAAAGCCUUCGCCUACAGCUCAUGUCUCAUUCGCCAUCGGAAACGCCACCCGCGGAAGAAGCACUGAGCGUGGGGAAGCCGUCUGCCGAGAGUCGGCGUUCGCGCCCGUGAGAACCAUCCAGGGCGGGCCUGUCCCGCCGUCCCCCAUCCGACGUCUGAUGGAGGCCGGGGGCCCGCGGGCCGUGCGCUCAGUGCACCUGCGCUUGUGGGUCUCCACCACCAUCGGGACGGUCAGCCCAGCCCGGUACACACGUGCUGGAGUGGGGUACAGGCCAUCUCCAGGUCGAGACACCGUGAUAACAUGGGAGACGCGUGCGGCUGCGUCACCAGAGACGGUGAGUGUGAUUGUGUCACGGCCGUCUGGGCGGGAGGGACAGCUGGAGCUUGCGAGCGGCCCAGCACCUCCCCCUGCGGCCUCCCUGUGGCACCCGCUCUGGUCUCUGCCUUUUCACCUGCUCCUUCGAAGACUUCAGGCUGCAGACUGCUGACCUGCUGGGUCCCGAGCCCAUCCCCGCACAGCCUGGCAGGAGGCCUGCGGUCAGGUCCCCACGGCGCUGCACCAGACACCUGCUGUCCCCACUCGGCUGGCCGUGGUGACGGUCCUGUGGUUUGUGUCUGGCUUCCCUCCUUGGGCUGGAGCACCAGUCCUGGGACUCAGCUUCCCCUUCCCCCACUGCAUCCCCAGGAACUGGACCCCCUGGCCCAGCCCCCAACCCCAGGUGAGCAGCCCGACUCACCCAGAUGGACCACUCAGGACCUAGAUGCUGCCACCGUGGGAAAUUCCUGCCCUGGACGCGUGGUGGGGGCCCCAAGGAUGUGAGGGCAGCUUCGAGCCAGCCUGCAUCUGCCGUGGGCGUCUUCAGACAUGAGGCAGUGUGUGUGCCCUGCCCUCCCGGGAUCAGCUCUCCAGGGCCAGCAGGACAGAUCCCCAGAAAGGGAAUCGACAGGUGGAGACCAUUCUGGCAAAUCCCCUCCUCCUGGCCGUGCCGGAUAGGCGCCCCCACAGCCCAAGGACGGCAGGCUUGCCCCGGCCUCUCCAGCAGCAGGCAGUUGUGAGAGCAGAUCACCCCCAGUCAAGAAGGUCCUGAUGCAAUACGCCUAAACACGAACCUCAGGCCUGACAGAAUUCCGGUCAUUCCCGAGCUCCGAGGACGGACGGAGAUCUGUACGGAAGAGGAGAGGAAACCCCCGGGGGCGCCAUGGAGGCCUUCAAAUGGAGCAGACACGGGAAUGGCUGCGGAUGUCCUGGGGACACAACACCGAUCGUCCUUACCACUGGCAUCCCGUGAGUUGGGCCCGCAUCUGUCCCUCCCAGCCUCGUCUGGCCUCAAUCUGAGGGAAGGUGGGAGCCAGCACCGUGGGAGAGUGAGCCGUGAGGGCCAUGUGGGGGGGGGGGGGUUCUGCUCCCUCUCCCCACAGAUCGGGGGGCCAACCCGUGGCUCCAGACUCUAGUCUCUGCCAGGUCCCCUGCCUUCCUGGGGAGCCUGUAGGCACCGGGAUGUCACCCGGGCUUGAUUUCUAGUGACCUCUUGUGUCCAUCCCUAGUCUGGACACCAAAGUGUCAUUCCUUCCCCUGCAGGUGAGUUAGGCCCCCAGACAUGCCACAGAGCAAGGCAGGACUGGAGGUGGUCCUGUGCUCGUGGCAGAAGCCUGUGGCACAGGGACACUUGGGACAUGUGCUCUGGACCGGGGCAGGCGAGGGUAGGGUUCUCAGCAGGGUGGAGGGGUCGUCCAGGGAAGGGAAGGGAAACAGUAUUGGGACCAGAAAGGGCCAGUUCAGGGCGGGAGUGGCCAGGACAGUGGUGGCCAGGCUCCAGGUCUGUGGCCUGAGGACAUGGCUUUGCUCUGGGGCGGCCCAGACCUUCGGGGACCUCUGUGCAGGGAGCUUAGAGUUCGUGGUCUCCUGGUGUCGUCCUUACAGACUCCAGCCACCUGUUCCACAGACCACGAGCUGGUGGUCCCCCCCACCCCCACCCCCGGACCCCGGGACCAGAGUCCUGCCAGGGUGCAGAGCUCGGGGGCAGCCUGGCGCUGCUGCCCGGGGACUCUGCGGGUGUCCGAGGCCUGCAGGGGGAGUACCUGGGGGGCUUCAGCCCCAGUGCACACGUGAUCCGGCGCUGGGGGCCCCACACGCCCCCUGUCCCAGCCCGUGUGCCCCAGGUCACUGCAGCCUUCCCCGCGUGGCAUUCCAGUGUGAACACGUGUUUGUUUCCUGGUGAGCUUGAGCACUGGGUGUACCGGGGUUCUCCUUACACCGCUGCUGAGGUGCGUGGCCCUGUCCACACGUGGCCAGGCGAGGUGGCCGCUGGACUGUUCGCACACAGGCUCGCACAGCUGGUGCCGGUGGGCCCGUGAAAUGUAAAUUUCCAACUAGUCACGUCUGUUGAACUUUCCUUCAGUCCUCGGUGAGUGUGUUCGACGUCUGGAGACCUGUUCUGUCUUGUUUUUAUCCUGCUUCCUAUGGUCUACACUUCACGCGCUUUCUUAAUCCAGAAGGGUGUUGCCUGGGUUCUGCACUCCUUGCCGGCUGCUUCCCAUUCAUCCCAGAACGCUUCUGUGUCCUAUUUCCUGUGGAUACUGUUUCCCUGUAAUAAACCUCAGUUCUGACCCA